AUGUCCACAACUUCAUCAACUAACAAUCUGAAAGUAGAGCCCACUGACUGGGCGAGAUGUCGGCGUCUUACCGAUGCCAUUGCAGUCUUUCCCACGUCACUGCCUUCUAGCGCUAUCGAAGAACCAAAAACACACAAAUCGGUUGCAACCCCAGUCUUUGAAACAAGCUGGUAUUCAAACGCAAAUAAUCUGCGUGGUGUAGACUAUGGCAUAGCAUACCAACAGAAAGUGAUGUAG
This is a messenger RNA of Botrytis deweyae, 237 nucleotides long. RefSeq lists its product as uncharacterized. The record is from RefSeq and is a predicted model, not a curated record. NCBI's taxonomy places the organism in Eukaryota, Fungi, Ascomycota, Leotiomycetes, Helotiales, Sclerotiniaceae. The transcript has a single exon. The coding region runs from base 1 to 237 and encodes 78 amino acids.